Meriones unguiculatus (Mongolian gerbil) is the source of this 4142-nucleotide messenger RNA. It is a transcript of the gene Prrt4, whose product is annotated as proline rich transmembrane protein 4. NCBI's taxonomy places the organism in Eukaryota, Metazoa, Chordata, Mammalia, Rodentia, Muridae. The transcript has 4 exons. Bases 974 to 3646 code for a protein of 890 amino acids. The record is from RefSeq and is a predicted model, not a curated record.
GAGAGGAGAGAGAGAGAGAGAGAGAGAGAGAGAGAGAGAGAGAGAGAGGAGCGCCCACGUAGCGAGAGGGGCUCAUGGCUCAUCAGUGUGGAGUGUGCGUGUGCAGGAGUGUGUGAAGGGUGCGUGGGUGAGUGUGUCAGGGUGUGAGGUGCGGCUGUGUGUGAUGUAAGGGUACUGGGUGCACGUGUGUCCCUGGCUCACCCUCCCUUCCCCCACCAGAUGUGUCCUGGGGAGGGGUGGUCGCCCUCCGCAGCUGCCUCUCGCCCAGCCUGCCGGCCUGACCUCCUCCCCCAGGGAGCCAGAGAGGCUUAAUCGCUCCCUCCCUCGGACCCCCCAGGCUCAGGGGGAGGGUAGCCGCAGGUCGAGCCCCCUGGAAGGGAGGCAGGCUCCGGAGAGCCCCUGCCAGCCCGGGCACCCCCUUCUCUCCUCUGGAGGGUAGCUUUGCAGCUGAGGUCACCGGGCUUGGCCUGGCCCUUCCUGCGGGCCGUGUGCGCCAGUGGUUGCCCCCGCGGGGACGGGAGGUGGGCUCAGGGUCCAAUGGGUUGGGGGUGCCUUCUGCCGUGGUAUUGCUGGAGCACACAGCGGGCCUCAGUGGGUGUUUGCUGGCGAGGGCGGGGGUGAGGAGAGAACCGGGUGAGGCUCCUGCCGGCGGUCAGACCUCGGGUCCCCCUGGCGGGAGGCUUGGGUGCAGUGUGUGUGUGAGGGGGCUGCAGGAAAGAGAUUUGCACUGGAGCCUGCAGGUAGUGGAGGGGCUGGCGAGAAAAGUUGUCUCGCCUCUUCCGGGCUGACCGCGUUGCUCCUGCGCGGGGUUUCUGGGUGGCUGGAGCUCCUGCCCGGGCAUCCGCUCCUGGGAACCGCAGGAGGGCGGUGAAGGUCUGGACUCACAGGACUUCUCCUCCUUCUAGGACCCUUGAGCCCGCAGGGUGCUGCCACGUGAGCCCCUGGCCACCCAGGCUGCCGAGCCAGAGGGGCCAUGGCGGGCCGUGGCUGCCUGGAGCUGGGGCUGUUCUGCUGGACCCUGCUUGCUGUCCCCGUGGGCCCCCAGCCUGCCCCCUCGGCGCCAGGGGCCCCGCUCACUACCCUGACCCCGCCACCUCAGAGCGAGGCCUCUGUGCUGUCCCUCAACCUGGGACUCAACUUCAAGUUCCAUCUUCGGGGACCUGCUGCCGUGUGGGGGAGCCCGGUCACAGAGACCCACACCCUUGGCCCUGGGCUAGACCGGGAGGCUGAGGAGGAGGUGGGCCGAGAUUCGAGGGCUGAUUCCCUUUGGGAGCUGCUGGUGGGCUCCCCCGGGAACCCCCUUCCGGAGUGGGGUUCCGCGGAAGGCAGCUUCACACCCUGGCCUUCCGCCCUGGCCCCCGCAUCCACACCCCCACCCCCGGGGCCCACCAAGCGGCCCACGGCUCCCUCCCAGCCUAGGCUGGGCACUGCCCCCUGGGCCCUGACAGCCCUGCCCACCAGCGCUCCCAGGCCUCAGCCGGGUGAGCUUGAGCUGAAGUUCGAUGUGGCUCUGAGAGCGGGCGCAGCCCCGACCUUGGGCCACCGGGCGCUGCCUCUGCUGCCCAGCCUGCGUGCCAGCCUGGCUGAGAUCGCCGGGCGCCUGGGACCCUUCGGCUUCUUUGGCACUACCCUGUCUCCGCUCCGGAACUUCUCCGGCCAGAGUUCCCCGGGAGGCACACUGUAUCCCAGCUCUACUUCCCAAGUGUCAGCUUCUUCCGGGCCCUUCGGUACCACCCGGUCCCUACCCCCACCUCUCCUGGAGAGAAAGUUCUCAAGCCCAAGCCUGUUGGACUCGGCGGCCUCCCCAAGCUCUGCCUCAACCAAGACGACACCAGUGCAACCCGAGCCCACUGUCUCUUCGCGUCCAGACGAACCCUCUCCUGCCAGCUUCGGGAACCCUUCAGCACGGCCUGGAUGUGAUUCGGACUACUGCAGUGAGCCAGCGCUGCCCGACGGCUUGGGGCAGCCUCCUGCCUCCCCGCUGCCUCUCUUCUUCUUAACCCUGGAGGCCGACUGGGCAGAGGCCAAGGCUCGCUGGGGCCUGGCCUGGGAGGCCCACGUGUACGGGGCAGGAGCGCUCUUCGGCCUGGUGGCCCUGCUGGCCCUGCUGGCCCUGGCCCUCUUGCCCUGGCGUUGCCCGCCCGGCGCCCCCUGCCUGGCGAUGCUGGAUCUGCUGCUGCUGUCGGCGGGGACCAGCCGGGCCUUCCCGCUCUUCUACGACGCCUACGGGCACCGCGACCGGCUGCCGAGCCUGGCCUGGCUGCUGCUGCAGGACCUGCCGCCGCCCUGCCUGGCCGCCGGCCUGGGGCUGGCUUGCCUGCUGCUGGCCCGGCCGCGCGCGCCGAGGUGCCCCGCCGGCUGGGCGGCGCUGCUGCUGCUGGGGCUGGGGCUGGCGGCCGCGGCCGCCCUGGGGAGCGCCGUGCACCGCCCGCUGCGGCCGCUGCGCCUGGCCUCCCGCGGCCUGCACGCCGUCCUGGCCGCCUUCCUGUCGGGGCUCCUGCUGGCCCUCUCCUGCUGGGGCGGCCGGCGGCGGCGGGCCGGGGCGCCCCUCGGGGGGCCCGGCUUCAAGGGCUGCACCCCCGUCCCUCCGGCGCGCAGCCCCUUCGCCCCGCGGGAGUCGUGGAGGCGCGCGGCGCGCACGGCCCCGGUGGCCGGCACCUUCGGGCUGCUGAGCGGAGCCCUGCAGGGCUACGAGGUGCUCCACGCCCUGGGCUAUGGCGGCCCGGCCGGCCUGGAGGGGCCCUGGCCCUGGUGGGCUUUCCAGCUAGGCCUGCGCCUGGGCGAGGUGGGCGUCGCGCUCCCGUUGGCGCUGCUGGGGCUCUACCCCGCGCUCUGCAGCCCGCGCGUGCCCCGGCGCUGCUGGGCCAAGCUCUUCCGACUGUCUCCGGGCCACGCUGCCCCGCUGCUGCCAGGAGGCUGGGUCCCCGGGACCCGGGACAAGGAGCCCCUGGGUGGAGCGAUCGCGCGUGGGGACGCGGAGCUGCUGCAGCUCUGCGCCCUAGCGGGCCCGGGCCCCGACCUCCUGCUCCAAGGCGGCGGGUGCCGGGGCCUCGAAGGCGGCGGGGCCAACCCGCCGCGGUCGCCCGCCUCCUCCCCCGGCAGCGACUGCACGGUGGACUUCCGCCCGCCCUCGCCCAUCAACCUGCGGCGCAGCCUCGAAGAGCUGCUGGCCCCCGGCCUCUUUCAGGGGCCUGCCAUUGGGGAAGCCCUGCCUGGGCUCGGCCUCUACCGCACCAUCUCACUGGGGAACAAGGCGGGAGCCGAACCCGGGGAGGGGCCGGAGAAGGCCCCUGGCUCCCCGGCGCCUCCCGAGCUCCCUUCUCCCGGGGCCUGGCCUGCGGGUAGCAGCGCCUCAUCUGGCUCUCUGUGCGGACUCUCACGGGACAGCUCGUCCAUGCUUCUGUGCUCCAGCCCCGACAGGCCCCCGCGCUGUCCGUUAGUCUGUGUCCUCAGUCCCCCGCGGCCCUCAGGAAGCAGCCCCAGCCUCCCAGGCUCGGCCUCCUACCAGGCCCUGUCCCCACCCUCCCGCGACUCCCCUGAACAUGCUGAGCUGCAGGCUGAGGAGGCAUUGCUGCAAGAGCAAUUCCUGGAUGCCUGCCGACAGAUUGACGAGCUGAGCGUGGGCAGCGACACCAUAGACCUGUGAAGAGGCGGCUCCUCACAGCCAAACCGCCUGCCCCUUUUCUGGCAUCUAAUCUGCCCAAGACCUGCACACUGUAAAAACUCCCCCAUUCUGCCUGGUUCGGAUACCUCUCUGAUUCCUCCCCAUCCAGGGCCCCUGGGUGGGUGGGUCAGCCACCAGGCUCUGUGGAUUGGGAAUCAGUGCCAAAUUCUCCGGAGCCGUGGGUGUUGAUGCCCUCAGCUGCAGUUCGAGGCUGGCGGCGCCCCACUUCCCCUGGCCUUCACCAGCAACAAAGCUCCAAGGUGCUCCGCUCCAGACCAUCACCCCGCUCCCCCGGCGAUGAGUGAGACAGUUACCCUCAGAAGACCGAGCGCCCUACCUGGGCUCCGUACCCACUUCUGCCAACUCCUUCCCGGAACCGUUCCCUAAAGACGGAUCUGUGGCCCAUCCAAGAGACCUUACAGCAGCGCGGUGGGAGAUGAGUGUUUUCAGAGUCGUUGUAUCAAUAAAAUUAUUUUCA